Molecule: messenger RNA, 5392 nt
Organism: Calypte anna (Anna's hummingbird)
Lineage: Eukaryota; Metazoa; Chordata; Aves; Apodiformes; Trochilidae
Gene: MAU2
Product: MAU2 sister chromatid cohesion factor
Exons: 19
Coding region: 240-1892 (550 amino acids)
Biological process (GO): maintenance of mitotic sister chromatid cohesion; mitotic sister chromatid cohesion
Cellular component (GO): chromatin; SMC loading complex
Molecular function (GO): protein binding; double-stranded DNA binding
Source: RefSeq, a predicted model, not a curated record
CUGCCGGUGGCGGAGGUGGAGGGGCCGGUGGCGGAGGAGGUGGUGGAGGAGGCGCUGGGCCCGCACCGGGGUCGGGGUCGGGCGGAGGAGGAGGAGGAGGAGGAGGUGCGGCCGGGGGGGAAUCGUGGUAUUUGGCUUUGUUGGGCCUGGCCGAACACUUCCGCACCUCUAGCCCGCCCAAAGUGCGGCUCUGCGUUCACUGCCUCCAGGCCGUGCUGCCCCGCAAGCCCCCGGCCCGCAUGGAGGCCCGCACCCACCUCCAGCUCGGCUCCGUCCUCUACCACCACACCCGCAACGGCGAUCAGGCCCGAGGGCACCUGGAGAAGGCGUGGUUGAUAUCCCAGCAAAUUCCUCAGUUUGAAGAUGUGAAGUUUGAGGCUGCCAGCCUCCUGUCUGAGCUGUACUGUCAGGAGAAUUCAGUGGAUACAGCAAAACCUCUGCUCCGUAAAGCCAUCCAGAUCUCCCAGCAGACUCCCUACUGGCACUGCAGAUUGCUUUUUCAGCUUGCACAACUACACACACUUGAAAAAGAUUUGGUGUCUGCAUGUGACCUCCUGGGAGUUGGAGCAGAAUAUGCUCGGGUGGUGGGCUCAGAGUACACCAGAGCUCUGUUUCUGCUAAGCAAGGGGAUGCUCCUCCUGAUGGAAAGAAAGCUGCAGGAGGUACAUCCCCUCCUCACUCUCUGUGGGCAGAUUGUUGAGAACUGGCAAGGAAACCCCAUCCAGAAGGAAUCACUCCGUGUGUUCUUCCUGGUCCUGCAGGUCACCCACUACCUGGAUGCAGGGCAGGUGAAGAGUGUGAAGCCCUGCCUGAAGCAGCUCCAGCAGUGCAUCCAGACCAUCUCCACCCUGCAUGAUGAUGAGAUUCUGCCCAGCAACCCUGCUGACCUCUUCCACUGGCUGCCCAAGGAGCACAUGUGUGUGCUUGUCUACUUGGUGACAGUGAUGCAUUCCAUGCAAGCAGGGUACCUGGAGAAGGCUCAGAAAUACACAGACAAAGCUCUCAUGCAGCUGGAGAAGCUGAAAAUGCUGGAUUGCAGUCCCAUCCUCUCCUCUUUCCAAGUGAUUUUGUUGGAACACAUCAUCAUGUGUCGCCUGGUCACAGGACACAAAGCCACAGCACUGCAGGAGAUUUCCCAGGUUUGUCAGCUCUGCCAGCAGUCUCCCAGACUCUUUUCCAACCAUGCUGCCCAGCUGCACACUCUAUUAGGGCUCUACUGCAUUUCUGUUAAUUGCAUGGACAAUGCAGAAGCACAAUUUACCACAGCACUGAGGCUCACCACACAUCAGGAGCUGUGGGCAUUUAUUGUGACCAACUUGGCCAGUGUGUACAUCAGGGAAGGCAAUCGACACCAAGAGCUUUACAGCUUAUUGGAAAGGAUAAAUCCAGACCAUAAUUUUCCUGUGAGCUCCCACUGCCUCCGAGCAGCAGCUUUCUACAUCCGAGGGCUCUUCUCCUUCUUCCAAGGAAGAUACAACGAGGCCAAGAGAUUUUUACGAGAGACGCUGAAAAUGUCAAAUGCAGAAGAUUUGAAUCGAUUGACAGCCUGUUCCCUCGUCCUCUUGGGCCACAUAUUCUAUGUGUUAGGGAACCACAGGGAAAGUAACAACAUGGUAGUACCAGCCAUGCAGCUUGCAAGCAAGAUCCCAGAUAUGUCUGUGCAGCUCUGGUCCUCAGCUCUGCUGAGAGACCUGAACAAAGCCUGUGGAAAUGCCAUGGACGCCCAUGAGGCAGCCCAGAUGCAUCAGAACUUCUCCCAGCAGCUCCUCCAGGACCACAUUGAAGCCUGCAGUCUUCCAGAACACAACCUCAUCACGUGGACAGAUGGACCCCCUCCUGUACAGUUCCAGGCACAGAAUGGACCCACCACCAGCCUGGCCAGCCUCCUGUGAAAGAGGAAAAAACAAACAAACAAACAAAACUUAUCAGGACAGUGUGUUUCAAAAGAAAGAAAAAGGAAAAAAAGAAAAAAAAAUUCUUGCAAAAUCUUUUCUUCAAAGAAAAGGCAGCAAAUUCCUCUUGUAGUGAGGGCCUUGUAGGAAACAGAUUGCAAAAAGGAAGACAAGAAACAUUUCAUAGACUGGCAAAGUGAGCAGGGCAUUUGAAGCUGCUUUUCCAUGAUGUGUGUGAAUAUACAGGUAGUGUGUAUAUACCCACAGGUUUUAAUCUGCUUUCCUCUUGCUGAGAAAAUUAAGGUUUAGUCCAAAGGAUUCUUGUUCCUUGAAUUUUUAGAAUAUCUACUUAAAAAAAAAACAACAUAAAAACCAACUGUCAGAGCAACUGAAGAGGACUUGCACAGUUUGGAAUACCAGUUGUAUUCUCCAGGCUCCAGCCUGUUUUUUUUUCAGCCAGUUUGAAUGUUUGCUGCAUCCCUUCCCCUCCUGGGAGCCUUGGGAUUGAAUCAGGAGUUGAUCAGAGGGUGCCCUGAAAGUUCUCUCUGUACUUCCUCAGCUUUUUUCCCUCUUCCUUGCUUGCAAAUCCUUCUCAGGGCUGUCUGGAGGGAAGGUGAGGAGGAGGUGGGUGAGCUCUGGGGGGGUCUUGGUGUCCUGGGGGAGUUCUGCAGAUGCUGUCAGGUGCCACCUCUCUGCUUCUUCAUCAGGGGGUGACCCCUUGAGGGGGUUCCUGCUGUCCAGUGCCCCCCAGGGGAAGGCAGAGCCCUGGCUCUCUCCGUCUCAGUUCAUUUGUUGGGAUUUGUAGGGAAGCUGGAAAAGUUCUUGUCCUCUGGGCUGGUCCCUCUGGGGCAAACAACUGGGAAGCAGGAUUUGGCUUUUCCCUGGAGGCUCCCCAGGGGCAGGCAGCACCUGUGCCUUAAUGAUUUUCCCAAAUUAUUCCAAGUCAGAGUUCAAACUUCAGUGCUUCAACCCCAGCCAGAGGCUUAGAAAAAAACCUCAACUCUAGUUUUGGCCCAAAAUGGGAGGUUUCUCAACUUUUCUGUCUCAGCUUCCUUGUUCUCAGUUCUUUUUAUUAUUUUUUUUUUAACUUUUCAGUUCUGUGGUUGUCACAGAACAGGAGAGAUGAGGCCCAGGGUUGUUCUGCAGAAAACACCUGGGGGGGGGGGAAACUUGUUUUAAAUUUCAUGAAGCAUCAGCAGCUUCCUAGGAAGGAUCUGGGGCAGCUUGUGAGGUUCAUGGGGCUGAAUAAAAGUGGUUUUCACUCUGGGUAGCUCUGCAUAUUUAUCUCCUCAAUUAAAAAAAAGGAGGGAAAAGGAAGUCUUGCUAGGAAAAUUGCUUGUUUAGGGCUUUCUGGGACUGCUGCUUUUUCACUGAGCGAGGAGGGGAAUAUUAUAAAGGAAAUAUUUGACCCCCCCCUCCAAUCCUGAGAACUUUGAUUGUAGGAGGGAUGCUGUGAAAUCUUUUUCAGCCUUGUCCCCUCUCAUAGCCACAGCUCACAGAAACAAUUGCUUUUUACCCCUGGAUUUUGACCAAAAAUAGGAUUUAAUCUUUCUUCUAGUGCUGAUUGAGGGCUUGUUCUUGGAGAUUUCCUCCUGCAGAAGCCACGUGUGCUUUGGUCCUGGGUGGAAAAGGGGCAACAGAGCCUCAGGAUUGGCAGAGGGAGAGAAUCUUCUGCUCAGUGCUGCUUAAAGUCUCCCUCCCAACUUGGGUAAAAAGAGGAAAUCAGUGUGUGAGGAAGGAGAUCAAUCUGUAAGGAAAAGGAAAUCCAUCUGUGAGGAAGUAUCCAGGGUAUCUGUGGAUACCACACCAGGGAGAUGAUCCCUGUUUCUGCUCCCCUUGCUCCUGGAGAUGCUCUUCUGUGUCUGCCACUGCCUCUCCAGCUCUGUUCAAUGUCCACCUCCUGGCCCCUUGGCCUCCUGGAGGUGACAGCCCAGCAGGGCAGUGUCCCUAGGGGUGCUGCCAGGUUCACCCCAGCACCUUGGUGUCCCUGGGGACACCCUGAGGAGGUGACUCCAGGUUUACUGAGCUUGUAUUGAGCCAGCCCUGGGUUGGUAGAAAAAGUUCAGUAGUUGUCGUGUACUCAGGUAAAUCCUGCCUGGGGAAUGUGGUGACCCCAGGGACUAUUUUGGAGUCUUGAAUUUGGUGUGUUUGGGGGGGGAGCAGUGUCACUUCUUGGUUGUUCCCUCCAGAAGUCUCUGGAGUUGCAAGAAAACACCUCAGUUCCAUGUUUCUUCUUCCCUGAGGAAUUAGGGAGUGACUGAGAUGUCCUUACAGGCUGCUGGAGUCCCAGCUGGGUAAGCCAGGCAUUGUCUUUCCUUUUGGUUUUAUUUUGAUUUUGAGGCUAUUAUUGAACUGAUUUAACAUGCCCAGGGCAACCAAUAAAUAGCUGUCACUGCUGGCCAAAAAGAAAAUUAAAAAAAAAAAAAAAAAAAAAAAAAGAGAGAGAGAAAAGAGCACUGCUCCUAUAAGGCAAUAUUCCAAAAAAUCCCAACUUGAUUUGGGCUGAGUUGGAGAAAAAGGAUUUUGGAGACAGGUGUCCAGUAGCUGCAGAGGGUUGUGUUGCAAGAGGGUGGUGAUUUUUUUUUUUUUUUUUUUUUUUUUUUUUUUUAAUGAUUUCAGCAGCAAUUUUCUCCAAAUGUCCUUGUGUGCCACCCAGGCUGCUCUGGAGCUGAGUCCCUUCCAGUUCUCAGGAGGGAAGGAAGAAUUUGAGGGAAAGUGCUGGGAGUGUUUCACCAGGAGCUUCUGUGGCCUGGGGUGUGCAGAGCUCCCUUUCCAGAGUCCUCUUCCCCUCACAGAAUUUAAAAGAAGAAAAAAAAAAAGGACAAAAAAAAAAAUCAUGUAAAUUUGAACAUAACUGGGUGAUUUUCUAUCUCUCAAAUUCAAUGUACAUUUGUUACAAUGUACAGUGCUUUUUAACUACACUUGUAUAUUAAAUUAUUUAAUAGUUUUUUGCUUUUCAGUAUCUUUUGUAUGUAGCAGAGAUGAAAACAAGGACCUCAGAACUGAAGUUCUUCCUAAUUUUCAAAUGCUUGUGUAAAGUUGAACAGAAAACUAGAAGUUUACAGUUUACAAAAUAACAUUCUGUUAAGUGCUUGGUCUCUCUCAACUUGAUCUGAACACCAGAUUUCUAAACUUUCUUCUCCAAUCAUUGAAUCUUCUCUAGAAACCAACAUGAAGUCUUUUAUGAACUUCUAAAAAAAAAAUUAUUCUUCUAAAGAUGUAAUUUAGAGAACUGUACAGUUUUUUUCUCUAGUAUUUUUAAAGGAGUAGCAAGGACUUACAGAGAAGCAUCUAAUCACUGUUUUGUAGAUAGUGUAAAAACUUCUGUAUGUAUAGAGAAUGCAGGCUGAAGAAUUUGUCUGUUGUAUUUCAUUUCCUACAGUAAGAGCAGCAGAAAGGCCCAUGGAAACACAUCUGGGGAAUUAAAAAAAAAAAAGUAACUUCAUCCUCCCCAUGCCAGAUGUGCACUCACUGUGCCACCAGGAGCAAAAAAAAAACAA